GAGGAAGGAAGGAAGGAAGGAAGGGGGAAGGGAGGAAGGAAGGAAGGGAGGGAGGAAGGAAGGAAGGAAGGAGGGAAGGAAGGGGGAAGGGAGGAAGGAAGGAAAGAAGGAAGGGAGGGAGGGAGGGAAGAAAGGAAAGAAGGAAGGAAGGAAAGGAGGAAUGGAGGAAGGAAGGGAGGAUGGAAGGAAGGAGGGAAGGGAAGAAGGAAGGGAGGAAGGAAAGGAGGAAGGAAGGGAAGGAGGGAAGGAAGAAAGGAAGAAAGGAAAGAAGGAAGGAAGGAAAGGAGGAAUGGAGGAAGGAAGGGAGGGAGAGAGGAAGGAGGAAAGGAAGGAACGAAGGAAGAGCCAGCUUGGGCUCCCCUAGCCCUGCCAACCAAAAAACAACGGAUACCCCUCCGGCCUUUUAAAAUUAGCAAAGCUGUGUCGUUGGCCUGACACUGUGGGAGUCAGGCCAUCAUUAUGCCCAUUUUAGAGACCAGGAAACUGAGGUGCACAGAAAUAACCAGCUUGGGGGGAUCAGGCAGCUACUAAGGGUCUAAGGCAACAUUUGAACUCAGCUCUUCUUGCCCUGCUCUCCUAGACCCCUGGGCUGGUGUCCUUGGCAGCCCUCUGUUCUGAGGGGUGUCCAUAGGCUUCACCAGAUGGGGGGGAGGGCACAGGGCUCAAGAUGCCAAACCCACCUGGCCCAGCCAGAAGCUCCCAUUCCAAUGGGCAGCCGAUAGGUAAAUAAGAAAGCAGAAAGGGGGGGGAGGGGGGCAGGCUCUCAGGGCCCCACUGUGGCGGGGAGGGGAGAGCCCAAGGAAACUCGAAGGCAGCUGGGUGGGGCUCUUAAAAGGCCUGGAUGAGAUGGGGGUGCCCAGCGGAGGAGGCCGUGGGGAAUGAGGCGACUGGAAAAACAGGCCAAGCCUUCCCUGGCAAACGCGACUGGCGGGCCCUUGGAGUCAAGAAGGCUGCAGUUCGAAUCCUGCUGCAGACCCGCCGGUGUGACCCUAGGGGGUCCCUAGGCUCCAAGGCCCUUCCCACUGGGCUCUGCGCCCCUCUGGAGAGGAGCCCGAGAUCCCAGGCAGCCCCCGCCCUGAGCGCCUCCUUGACCUCUUCCUUUAGCUGCUUCUCAGGGCCCCCGCCCGGGAAGGAGCAGCCGGUUUCUAGGUGGGGGCAGGAAUGCGGGGCUGAGUGGGGAGCCCUGCCCGCUCCGGGGGCAGUUGGCGGGGCUGGGCUGUCAGCGAUGCGGGGGUGGGGCUGGCCGCCAGGUCCUGGAUCCCAGGAGCUGUCCAGGGCGCCAGUCAGCAGUGCCGGCAGUGAGGUGCCAGGAUGUGGAACUACCUGUUGCUGCUGUUGGCGCUGCCCCAGGCCUCCCCUGAGAGGGAAGCCACCCAUGGCUGCCCUCAGGCCUGCAUCUGUGACAGCGUCCAGAGGUCCGUCUUGUGCCAGAACCAGAACCUCACCAGAGUGCCAGCCUCCACCCCCCAGCUGACUCAGAAGCUGGAUCUGCGCGGCAACCUUCUCCGGGUGCUUCCGGCGCGGGCCUUCGGGCCGCUCGUCUACCUGAGCCACCUGGACCUGCAGGCCUGCGGGCUGGAGCAGGUGCAGCGGGGGGCCUUCCAGGGCCUGCUGCUCCUGUCCUACCUCAAUCUGGCCUCCAACAACCUCUCGGUCCUGCCCAGAGGGGCCCUGGACGGGCCCGUCCUCCUGAGGCAGCUGGUCCUGGAGAACAACCGGCUGAAGGAGAUCCAGCCGGGGACCUUCGGCCGGCUGCCCUUCCUCAGCCUCCUCGACCUGGCUCACAACCGCCUGCGCUCGCUGCCCGACGGGGCCUUCCAGGGGCUGGGCCGGGCCUGGUGGCUGCGCCUGUCCCACAACGCCCUGGGCCGGCUGGCCCCGGAGUCGCUGGCAGGCCUGGCGCGCCUGCGCAGGCUCAGCCUGGACCACAACGAGCUGCGGGCGCUGCCCUGGGAGGCCCUGGCGCCCCUGCGCGGCCUGGUGCACCUGGACCUGGGCCACAACGCCCUGGGCUGGCUGGGCGACCAGGAAGGCCUGGCCCUGGCCGAGCUGCGCCACCUGGCCCUGGACGGCGCCGCGCUGCGCGGCCUGGCGGCGGCCGCCUUCUCGCACUGCCCGCGCCUCUACGCCCUGGACCUCCGCGACAACGCGCUGGAGGCGCCGCCCGCGCUGCGGGGCCUGGACCGGCUGCACAAGCUCAACCUGAGCGGGAAUCCGCUGCGCUGCGACUGCGCCGCCCGGCCCCUGCGCGACUGGGCCGUGCGCAGCUGGGUGACGCUGGACGGGCUGUGCCGCGAGCCCGCGCGGCUCAGGGGGCAGCGCCUGGCCUGGCUGCGGGAGGAGGACCUGGUGUGCGCGGGGCCGGCCGGCCGGGAGCAGCCCCGCGAGCCCCCGCGGGCCCCCGGCCGGCCCUGCCCCCCGGCCUGCCGCUGCUCCUCGGGCCACAGCAGCUGCGAGAACCAGGGCCUGCGGCUCAUCCCCUCCGGCUUCCCCCGCGACACGCGCCUCCUGGACCUGAACUGGAACGAGUUCACUUGGGUGCCCGGCGCGGCCUUCGGCCGCUUGGGCCGGCUCGAGUCCCUGCACCUGCAGCACUGCCGCAUCGGGCGCCUGGCCCCGGGGGCGCUGCGCGGCUUGGGCCAGCUGGUCUACCUCUACCUCUCCGACAACCGGCUGUCGGAGCUCAGCGCCGCCGCGCUGCAGGGCGUCCCCCGGCUCCGCUACCUCUACCUGGACGGCAACCGCUUCAGCCGGGUGCCGCGCGCCGUCCUGUGGGCCCUGCCCGGCCUGGUGGGCCUCCACCUGGAGCACAACGCCCUCCACCAGCUGGCCCUGGGCGACUUGGCCGGCGCCCCCGGCCUGCGGUGGCUGCACGUGAGCGGGAACAACAUCUCGGGCGUCAGCCCCGGCCCAGCGGCGCAGCUGGAGGGGCUCUACCUGGGCGGCAAUCGGCUGGGCGCCGUGCCCACGGGGGCCCUGGCGGGGCUGCCCGCCCUCAGGGAGCUGGAGCUGUCGGCCAAUCCGCUGGGGGCCCUGCCGGAGGGGGCCUUCGCGCCGGCCGCCGCCACCUUGGAGCGCCUCCACCUGAGGGACGCCCGGCUGGGGCAGAUUUCUCCCGGGGCCUUCGCCGGCCUGGAGCCCGGCCUGCGCAGCCUGGACCUGGGGAAGAAUCAGCUGCAGACGCUGCCGGCCAUGGAUGGCUUUGCCCAGCUGCAGGUCCUGGACCUCGGGGAGAACCCCCUCCGCUGUGACUGCCGGCUCUUCCCGCUGCACAGGUGGCUUGCUGGCCAGAACCUCCCCGGAGAGGCCUCGUGCGAAUCCCCCCCCAGUGCUCAGGGCCAGAAGGUGAAGGAGGCGGCUGCCCUCUUUGAGGCCUGCCUCGGGAAGGAUGUGACGGGAACUCCCGGGCGAAGGAGUCGGCGGGUGGCCGCUGGGGCUGCUGGCGGGCCCGCCCGGGCCUAGGCGCUGGGGUCUCUUCCUGGGGGUGGGGGGAAGGGCCGGUGGUUUGUCAGCUCUCAUUCCAAGCACUUGUUGUCUCCCUCCCGGGAGCGCCCCAGCUCUCGAGCAAGGACGAGCAGGGGCCCCGCCGGGCGUCCCUCAUCGGAACCCUCCAGAGUCUCCGGGCUCCUGUUUUAGCCUCCUCUCGCUCUGUCCCGGGUCCUUGCUCCGGUCCCCUGCUCGCAGGGCAUCGGCCAGGGACUGACUGAGCCGUGGUGAGGGCAGGAAGAACCUCGCAACUGCUCCACAUUGGCUCAGCCCCCAUCCCAUCGGCCUCUUAGUUCCCCUCCCAGCUUUGAAGGCGGUUAUGGUCAGCCAGGGAGAUCCGAGUUCGAGUCCCUCCUCAGACACCUUCUGUCUCCAUCCCUGGACAAGUCCAACCUUCAGCGUGUUCCGAGCAAUUCAUUCCAGAGAAGGCGCCAACAUCACGGGCCUGAAGGGUGUGCAAAGCCAUCCCAGGGGUGAGUCCUGUCCCCGAUGCACGGGGCGCCCCAGGAGGAGGCGCUCCAUUAAGAUCACCCUUAGCGACGGGAUGGACUUUGGAACAUCAAAUCCGAAUCGGCAAGCCCAGCUUGGACACUCUCGGGCCACUGGCCGCCGGCGAGCCUCCCCGCAGCCUUCCUGUCUGCCCUGUCAUUGGGCCCUGACGCUGCCCUCAUUCUCCAUCUGCAGAUAAGGAGACUGAGACGAGGAAGUGGGGCUCUUGCGCUGCUUCUAAAAGCCUCCUACGUUCCCCAGAGGAACAGGGCGGCCCUGGCAGUGCCCACUUCUGGGUUUCUCAUCCACAGACACAGAGGUGGGGCCUUUUGCACUCUCAGUCAUCCUAUGAAAAGAGGCUGGCCAAGAAGUAGCAAAAAAACAAGCCUCAGGACUGGAGGGAAAAGGAGGGUCUGGGGGGGGGAGUCGGGGGUGCUGGUUCUGGGCUCCCCCUCACUGUCUCUGGGGGGAGGGGCUACCAUUUAUUCUUCUGCAUAUCACAUGAUAUAAUAAAUAGCCUAGCAAUGAUGGUUUGUGAACAAUAAGUAAUCUGUGCUCCGCCAAGAGAAACAGUUCUUGCCCAGUCCUAGCCACAGUGUGGGUCUCCCUACUGCAGCCUGUGUUCAGUGCCUGGGGGGAGGGGCUUUUUUGAGCUGAGGCUCUUGGCACAGCCCAGCUUCCUGCCUUGUCGAUAGAAGUUAAGCCCUUCUCGGCUGAUCACGGUACAGUAUUGCUGUGCCUGGAGUGCUCACGCUCUGCUCGCUUUGCUUGGCAGCAGUUCCUGAAGGAAGGUCUGUGGCUUCUGUGAUCCUCUCAUUGGUUGUUUCUUAGGGCAGGAGAGCAUUCCCCAGCGGAUGGACGCCCCUUCCGUUUCCAGGCCUUCGCUGCCACAAAGAGGGCUGCUGGGACCAGCUUAGAGAGACUGGAGGGGGUUUCAGGCCAAGGCCCGAGAGCACAGGACCAGGGAGUGUUGGCACUGGCGUGGGGCAGGGGGGAUGGCGGCUUGAACAGCCUGAGCUCCCUGGAUCCUGGGAAAGGCCCUUCCCCAGAAGCUGGGCACUGAGCCUCAGAGAGGAGCAGAGCCAGCGAGCCCAAGCACCCCCGGGCGACAGAAAUCCGUGAGAUGUUGGGACCCUGCGGGGCCAGAAGCAUGAGCCACAUGUUCCCCUUGCUCCCAGUGGGCUUUGGUCUGUGCCCAUUCUCUCCACUGGAGCCUCGUCCUUCUUUUGUUAACUCUUCCCUGCGGUCUUGGGUCAAUACUGUGUACUGGUUCCAAGGCAGAAGAGCAGUGAGGGCUAAGUGAUGAGGGCUAAGUGACUCAUCCAGGAUCACACCACUGGGAAGUGUCCGAGGCCACAUUUGAACCUGAGGCCUCGCUUCUCCAAGCCUGGCUCUCUGUCCCCGGGGCCACCUCACUGCCCUGUUGUCCACUGUUCUUUACACCUCAGUGAAAAGUCUUUUGCAUUGAGCUGAUUGUCUACUAAUACAGGCCCCAAGGCAGUGUUGGCGAAGUAUUGGCACGUGUGCCCAGCCGGCACCCGAGGCCAUUUGGGGCACGCGCCGCCCAUCAGCCCCAUGCUGGCACUUCCUCCCUCUACUCCAAGCUACAGUUUGGGCAUGGGAACUCGAAAGCCUUUGCCAAUGCUGCCCCAGUGGGACCACUCAGGAGCUGUACUUGAAACAUGUGGAUCCAGAGGGAGCCUCUGAGGCCAGGGGAAGAAGAGACCCAGAAGGGGUGCUCCAGGUAAGUCCACCUAACCUGCCCCCCUGAACUCAGUUACUGUCAAGAAGGGCCGUGCCUGGCUUUUUGUGCAGCUGGACCCAGGCAGGAAGGCCAGAGUGGUCCAGAGGCUCCCUGACUCCAGGGGGGGCCCAGCCCACCUGGGUGCUCUCCUACCCUGUCAGGGAGCCUCCUGAAGUGCCAGGACCCAGCCAAAGUGCUGGGGCUACAAAGAAAGCCU
Monodelphis domestica (gray short-tailed opossum) is the source of this 5936-nucleotide messenger RNA. RefSeq names its product chondroadherin-like protein. Gene Ontology annotation, molecular function: protein binding. The record is from RefSeq and is a predicted model, not a curated record. Lineage: Eukaryota; Metazoa; Chordata; Mammalia; Didelphimorphia; Didelphidae.